This is a messenger RNA of Schistosoma haematobium, 6426 nucleotides long. RefSeq lists its product as uncharacterized. Bases 911 to 1711 code for a protein of 266 amino acids. Lineage: Eukaryota; Metazoa; Platyhelminthes; Trematoda; Strigeidida; Schistosomatidae. The record is from RefSeq and is a predicted model, not a curated record. The transcript has a single exon.
UAUUUUUAGCAAGCACUAAUUUCAAGCAUAAGGAGAGACAUCGUUUAGCAUGGCGACCCCCUGCACCAAACCAACGAUGGACUCAAAUAGACCAUAUCGCCAUCAGUCAUCGUUGGAGAGGCUCGGUAGAAGACUGCCGCUCGUCCUGGAGUACAUGUCUAGGCUCUGAUCAUGCUUUAAUACGGGUACGCAUUUGCUAGCGCCUCUCUGGAUGCAGAAAAGCCACAUUAAGAAGACUCGUUAGAGUUGAACUCAGCGACAAGAAGGCCAAAAGUAGAUUCCAGGAACAACUGAGGUCAUACUUAGGCUGUCCUGAAAACAAGGCUGACUCAGAUGUGUCUUGGAAAGAUAUACAAACAGCUGUAGAGACAGCAGUGACACCUAUUAGUGAUUUAAAUCAAAGGGUAACGAAAAACCAAUGGAUUUCUACUAAGUCUAUUGCACUGAUAGGUUCUCGUAAACUCAUCCUAUUUGACUUCGAACACGAUAACUAGCGAAAACAACUCAGAUCUAGGUUGACAAAAAGUCUAAGGAACGAUCGUGAGCAGUGGUGGGCAACGAAAGGAAAAGAGAAGGAAAAGCCAAUGGUUGUAGGUAACACCAGACACCUUUUCAGACUAAUAAAAGAAGCUGGAAUUAAGAAGUCAAGUGUAAGUGAAGGCUCUUUACUCGAACACUACUAGUCGAGUCAGAGCUUAUGGCGAACUGUCAUCUACUUUUGCAACCUCAAGUGGUGUCCGUCAAGGCUGUCCACUUUCCCCGUUUUUGUUUAACUUCAUCAUAGAUCUACUGAUGGAAAUAACUUUCUCGUCGACUGAAUUCUCGGGUAUUGAUCUCCAUCCAGGAGGUCCACUUAUCGACUUAGAAUACACUGAUGACAUAGUCCCUGUUUGGUGAAGACGCUGAUGGAAUGCAGAGUCUUUUGGUAGCACUAAGCAACAAUGCCAGAAUGUUUGGAAUGCGUUUCUCCCUCUCUAAAUGCAAGUUUUUGCUUCAGAACUUGCCUGCGUCAACACCUGAACUAAGGAUAGGGAGUGAAUCAGUCGGACGCAUCGACAACUUCGCUUAUCUUGGAAGUCUGAUCAGCUCUAACGAGUUAGUGUCUGACGAAAUCUCAACACGGAUUCAAAAAGCUCGUUCGGCUUUUGCCAACUUACGUCACCUAUGGCGAACACGAGAUAUCUUUCUAUCAAUUAAGGGACGAGUAUACUGCUCAGCAGUUCGUUCUGUUCUAAUUUACGGCUUCGAAACGUGGCCAUUAAGGGUAGAAGAUACUCGUAAGCUCCUAGUAUUUGACCACAAAUGUCUUAGAAAUAUUACUCGCACCUGCUGGGAUCACCGGGUAAGUAAUAGUGAGGUUAGACACAGGGUAUCAAUGAAUGAUGGUAAACCAAUUGAUGAGGUUGUAAAUCUUCACCAGCUGAGAUGGUUGGGCCACGUGUUAUGUAUGCAUGAACACCGAUUACCACGACGCGCAAUGCUGACUAGUGUUAGGGAUGGCUGGAAGGAAGUUUGGGGCGGCCAAACCAAAAAGUGGCAUCGGCCUAUAGAGUCACUAACUUCUGGUCUGAGCCAUGUUGGUAGAUACAGACUACUUGGUUGGGGUCCACGCGACUAUCGCAACCAACGGUUGAAGACUCUUGAUGACACGGCUCAGAAUCGAUCACAAUGGCGUAGGUGUCUACAUUCUUUGUCUUCCCUUAAACCAUGAGAUUAAAAUUGCUUUAUGCCUUUAUUUCUAUGAACUAAUUCUUUCUCCCUGUAUCAUAUUCUUAUAUGAAAUCUUUCCUUUAUAUUUUACUACCAUUGAAGUAAUUGCUUCUAUGAAUUUGGUGUUCAUCUUGUCGUGCUAAUGAGGUAUGGCAACUUGGACCGACGCAUAUAUGUGCCUGUUCGUACAUUGUAGCUGACUAACUGACUGGGUGAUUACGAUUUUCUCAGAUCACUUUAAAUUGAAAAUUCUAUAACUAGCAAGAAGAACUGGAAUUGAAAAUCGACAUUAUUGCUAAAAUAUCAUCGUACAUAUGAAUAAUAGUAGAAUUAUCAUUUUUUGCAUCCAUUUUAUGUGGGGUCACCAGUACCAAUACGUGACAUCCGUCCAGAAAUUUAUUUAAUAUUGAUCUGCACCACUUUGAUACAUACAGACUAUCUGAUUGGGAUUCGAGGGUUUACCGCAGUUAGUGAUUCGAGAUGCUAAACAAAAUAAUUCAGAAAUGGUCACAGUGAUGCAGACUCAUUUAAUCUAUUUUACUCUAAAUAUUUAGUCCCAAUAUUCCUUUAUACGUAUAUUUUCAUCGUAUGUUUUCAAACCAUAUUUCUCAUUAUCAUAGGUACUACAUUGUUUUGAUUCCUUCAUUAUUAUUCAUUUUGUCGUGCUAAUAAGAUCUAACAACUUGAACUAACGCAUUAUCUGUAUCAGAUGUUAUUUUGAUUAUGAUUGACUGAAGGACAGUUUGAGUAAGAUAUCAUAUAAGUUGAACUAAAACAGUAACCAAAUAAAAGUAUAGUAUACUGAGCAAUUCAGAGGAAAUUUGUGGUUUAGUAUUAGGUCAAGUAUUUUUUUGCUUACUAUUAUGUACAUUCGGAUGCAUGUAAACCAAUAAACUAAGAAUUUUUACACUUAUUAGUUGUUGUGGAUUUUUAUUUUAUUUUAAGUGGUCUUCCUUUUCCACUAAACCAAGUUGGCUUGAAUUGGAAUCCUAUUUUUAGUUGAGUACUGUAAGGAGAUUUAAUUCGAUGUACCAGAUAUAACUUUUCCUUUGACUUGUGAAACAAAAAUGAUCAAUAGAAGGUGAAAACAUUGAAAAAAAGAGAAGUUGGAUUGACGUUUUAUCACAGCAUAAAUCAGUAUCAGUUGUUAGUGCGUUUUGAAUGUCAUAAAGCUAGAAUUUUGUGCAUUUUUGUAGGUACUGGACUGAAGUUUUCUGUAUAGAUGGGAUACUUAGGUGAGUAAUUGGUCACUUAGUUACGUUGGAUUAUUAUUACAAUACCCAAUAUAUUUCAGAACAUAGCAUGAAAUUAUGAUACACUUAUGCAUAAAAUAUUCAACACAAAAAUAAAUAUAUUUAGAAGUCAUUUGAAGCGUAAUUAAUUCGAAGAUAUAUGUUUAAUAGGUCACUUACUAGCUAAUGACUUUAAGACCCAACUAUCGGAUUUAAUUCCUAUCAACUAUAUCAUAGUGGAAUAGGUAUUACAGCUUUUAUGGCAAGAAGAUGAAGUUCUCUUAAUUUUAGCUCUUUAAUUCAAUACUUUAUGUAAAUCUAUAAGCAAAUCGUAAGUUGUGUACAUAUUUCAUUGUACAAUGUAACCAUUUUUUCACUUGUUUACAAAUGAUAAUUGACUUAAUCAUAACUACUUUGUUUAUUUUCUUCUGUGUAGUGCGUGCUGGGUCAACUCAUUUCAUACUAUUGAUUUUGUACAGAUCAUAUACUCUGUAUAAUAGACAACUUUUUGAUUCGAUGUAGAAAAAUUUAAAGUACUCUAGAUUUAAUUCAGUUUGAAAUUGUUAGAAUUAUCCCAUCGUUAAUAUUUUUGGCUGAAAUUUGAUCAGUUUUUGGUUGGCAUAUGAGCACUCUGUGAUGACCGCCUUGAUAUAGUCAUUCUGACAAAAGUUGAUGCACAAAUGAGUGGCUAUUUGGACUCAGUUGCUAAGUGGAUAACGCGAUGAAAUUUGAAGUAAAUGAUACUGAAUUAGAGUCCUGGAACGAACAUCAACUCCGGGAUGUACGUUUAUCUAGCUGACGAGUUCUAAAUAGGACGAAGUGCGUGUCCUGGAUAUCGCUGCUAGCCGCAUUCCAUCUAAUGUUUUGUAUAUUAUUUAAUUGCUUGUAGUUGUUCAGUGAAUUCAGAAACUUCUUGAGAUUUAAGUAAGUUUUAUUUAUUUACAUUUUAAAUUAGUGAGUGUUUUAGUUAUAAGGAGUUUGUGUAGUCUCAUAGUUUACAAUUGGUGCAAUUUGGAACGGUUUAAUUUGUCUUAUGCUUCAUUAUCAUACUGAUUUUGAAUUUUUAAUGGUAUAUAGUUUCCAAUUUCGUUACUGAUUUAUAUUGUUUGUUUCAGUUUCUAUUAGAUUUGAUUUAUUCACUAUUCAUAUAUCAUCAGAUUUAAUAACCAAGUGUUAUUAUUUAAUUAUCUUAAUUUUAAAUACGAAACAUCAAUCCAUUACAUUGUAUGAGGAUCUGUCUGUUACCAAGAUUGUAAUUCAACUCAUUGGUUUAAAAGUGAUAUGUUCUACUUAAGAUAUAAGCAUCCUGGGUUCCAUCGCUAAUAUAAUUGUGGGUACUUAAUGCUAAUGAAACGUAAUUUAGAAUCAAACAAUUAUCUAAUAGUAGGGGCGGCCAGACCAAUACAUGGCACAAAUCUAUGAAGUCACUGACAAGUGGACUGAGCCAUAUUGGUAGGUGUAGGCUACCUGGUUGGGAUCCGUGAGACGAUAGCAACCGAUGGUUAGAGACCUUGAAUGACGUGGCUCGAAAUCGUUUGCAAUGGCACAGAUGUGUCAACUCUUUGUGUUCUCCCAAAAUCUGAGUCCUUUUCCUCUCUUUCCAAAUUUAUUUAACUGGAUUAUACUCCUUCAAUAGUAUCUUUAAACCCCGACCUUUCUGCUUAUAUUUUUACUACCUCUACCACUAUGGGAUUUUAAUCGACAACUGUAUCUAUGUGUUAAUGUGGUAUGGCAACUUGAACUGAUGUACGUACGUACAAAGUUCUACGUUGUUACUGACUGAAUGACUUUUAUUUUUAAACGUAGUUCAAUUGACAAAAACGUGUGAUAAGAAUUAUCUUGGAGAGCUUUUGAUAAGUGAAUGAAAAAAUUAUAAAUACUUGAAAGUAAAUCAUUACAAUCAGUCAUUCAUUCAUAUUCUCAUUUUAUCUUUUGUUUUCGCACCAGAUGGUAUUGUGAUUAAAUUCCGUGAUAUUUAUUUAAUACACGCACAUAUAUACUUGAUUGUGCAUACUAUAAUACUAGAACAUUACACAUAAUUAAAUUGUAGCAAAUGUUAAAUUGUCAAAAUCCUACUUGGUUGAUUUUAUUUUACAGUGUAUAGAUACAUUCUGUUUACAUAAAGGUCUAAGAUUUGGCUUUCUACACGAUUCAUACAAAUAACUAGUCAUUAUUAAUUGAGAUUAUUAAAAGAUCCUUUAAACAUUUUUUUAAAUACUUUAGCGAACAAUGAAAUAAUAAGAAAUACUUAAGGUUUAUUCACCUGUGCAAUAAUUGUAGUCACGAACAAAUACUUUCAUUUUUUUUAUUACAUGACUAAAUACAAUUAAGGACAAGAAUCAAAAUUAAAUAAAGCUUCUGAGUAUAGGGAUGAUUAUUAGUUAUCUUACAGAAUCUUUCAGUAUGGUGAACAUACAGUUAAAUAAAUUUAACCUUCCAUAAUGUGUAGUUCUAGUAGAUAACGCCUUAGUUAUUAUUAAAUGUAUACUUUGUUUAAACUCUACUGAGAUUAUUUGAAAUUAACAUGGUAGAGUUCAGUAGAUAUAUAAAUAAACAAGUAGAUAAUGAUCCAAUCAUUAUGAAUUUCAGUGUCAACAUUCAGUGUAAGAAACAUUUUUAUAUUUAAAUUGAAGAAGAUAAUACUAGCAGUGACCGAUUAGAAACAAACAGCGCACACAUGGCAUAAUUUAGUACAAUAGACCAAAUGGAUACUUACUUUUUUAUCCUCAUUUUAAAACUCUACAGAUAGACUCCUUUCUAGUUUUCAAUUAAUCUUUCUUUUAAUAAAGUUAAUGUAAUCAAUUUACAAUUUUAAUUGAAGUAAAAUAACUAUGUUACUCAAACAUUUGAAUUUACACAAAUAAACACAGUGCUGAGUUUGUCCUCAAUGAUUUCAAUCUUCAGUAAUUCGUACCGCACAAUUUCAGUCAUACAUAUUUUUUUGUUCAUUUAUUAAGUAAAUAUUGCAUAAUAAAAAGCAAUUUUGGUUAGAAAUUCCAUUUCAAUCCUCAACUUUAAUAAUAUUUAUGUUUUUCGUUCGUGAUGCUGAGCUACACUAUACUGACAUGUUUAUAGUAGGCAGUUAAGAAUAAAUCAAUACAAUUGAAAUGAAAUCCUUGAUAAAACUUACCCUCUAAGUGAAGUACUUAUCCACCAAAUGACUGAAAGUACUUACUUACUUACUUACGCCUGUUACUCCCAAUGGAGCAUAGGUCGCCGACCAGCAUUUUCCAACCCACUCUGUUCUGGGCCUUCUUUUCUAGUUCCAUCCAAUUCUUGUUCACUUUUCUCAUGUCUAUUUCCAUUUCUCGGCGUAAUGUGUUCUUUGGUCUUCCUCUUUUCCUUUGGCCUUGAGGAUUCCAUGUGAGGGCUUGUCUUGUGACGCAGUUCGGUGCUUUCCUCAAUGUGUGUCCUAUCCACUUCCAGCGCUUCUUCCUGAUUUCUUCCUCCGCUGGGAUCUGGUUUGUUCUCUCCCACAGUUGGU